UUGAUUUUGCCCUUCAAGAAUCAAGCCUCGAGGUGAAGCUCUCUCAUAAGUUCCAACUCCUGAACCGCCUUACGAAAGCGAGCGAAAACUAGUCCCACGUUAUUCAUGUUCUCUGAGUCCUAAUUUCCGGGCAACCCCGAAUCGUAUUCCUACAACUGUAAUGUUCCUAGAAGUUUCUGAAGAUAGUCAGCGGCAGCGCUCCGCCGGAAGGGCGGUGGAGAGGGUGGUGGUCGCCGUCAAAGCAGAGAAAGUGAUCGCCAGGACUGCGUUAGCUUGGGCUCUUACUCACGUUGUCGAUCCUGGCGACUGCAUUACGUUGCUCGCGGUCUUUUCCAGCAGUAAAUCAAGUAAGAGAUUCUGGAAUAUUCCGUGGUUAACCGGCGAUUGCAGUAGCAGCCAUCGGCAGAGGUUUCCGGAUCGGAUUUGCGAGAUCUCAGAAUCGUGUUCCCAAAUGGUGCUUCAGUUUCAUAACCAACCAGAGGUUCGAGUGAGGAUUAAGGUGGUUUCAGGUAUGCCUGGUGAUGCUGUGGCGGCUGAAGCGAGGAGAUGUGAUGCCAACUGGGUUGUAUUGGACAAAACACUGAAACAAGAAGUGAUACAUUGCGUAGAGGAACUUUGCUGCAAUGUUGUUGUGAUGAAAGGUUCUCAAGCAAAAGUCCUGAAGCUUAACUUGGGAUGCUCAGAUGAUAAUCGACCUCCGUACCUUUCUGCUUGUUCUUCUCCUGACAUGGACAUGGGGAUGUUUUAUGGGCAUGGGAUGAAGCAUUCUACUCCAGUGAGCAGUCCUGAAGAACCAAUUAGUUUGUACACGAGAACCACACGUGAAGGUUCAUUAUCAAGUAUUGACACAAUUUCAUCUCCUUUUUUAGUUUGUGAACAAAAUCCUCUGUUUGAAGGACCAAGAAAGGUUGAUCACACACCACCAUAUGAUCAAAAAGAUUUCAAUGGCCUUCUAGCAGCUGUUAACUCGGAUGGGAAAAAGAUUCUCACUCAAUCAAUGAACCAAACAUCAACUAAUGGGUGCAAGAGUGUACUCUGCGUUCCACGUGACCAAAAAGUUGAUGACAAGCCACCCAGACCCAAUAGUUACAGAAAUGCCCGGAAAGUUAGAUCCCAAACCUCCAGAACUUUGCUUGAUAAUUUCCUGCAGUAUGACAAAGAUACAAGAGCUGGUAGAACGACUAUUAAUCAAAGCCCUCGAAGAGACUACAUUGCAAACUCAAGCAUUAGGGAUGCAGUUUCUUUAGGUAGAACUUCUUCAGUGCCUCCUCCUUUGUGUUCACUAUGCCAAAACAUGGCACCAGCUUUUGGAAAACCUCCGAGACAGUUCUCUUAUGAGGACUUAGAGGAAGCUACAGAUGGCUUCUCAGACUCGAAUUGCUUGGCAGAAGGUGGAUUUGGCAAAGUGUAUCAAGGAACAUUAAGGGAUGGACUGUUUGUUGCAGUGAAACUGCUAAAGACUAGAGGCUCUCAAGCAGAUACUGAUUUCUGCAGUGAAGUGAGGGUGCUGAGUUGCGCUCAACAUCGAAACCUCGUGUUGCUAAUUGGGUUUUGCAUUGAUGGAAAUAAGAGAAUCUUGGUUUAUGAGUACAUAUGUAACAGAUCCCUAGACUACCAGUUACAUGGAAACAAGAGGAACCCCCUAGAUUGUCAUUCACGGUUAAAAAUAGCAAUUGGGACCGCACGUGGUUUAAGAUAUCUUCAUGAAGAUUGUAGAGUUGGUUGCAUAGUACACAGAGACAUGCGUCCUAAUAAUAUCCUUCUGACCCACGAUUUUGAACCACUGGUUGCUGAUUUUGGGCUUGCUAGGUGGUACUCUGACAGGAAUUGUAAUAUUGAGGAGUCGGUUAUUGGAACUUCAGGGUAUCUUGCACCAGAAUAUGUAUAUGGUGGAAAAAUUACAGAAAAAGUCGAUGUGUACGCAUUUGGGGUGGUUUUAUUGGAGCUAAUGACUGGCCAGAGAAUCAGUGAGCUGCAGUUAUAUAAAGAACGGCAAUUUAUAUCUGAGAGGUGGCACACUCAUGAUGCCUUUGAACCAAGCCACAUCAUAGCAAAUAUCCAUCAUUUACUGGAUCCUUGCUUGGUCCAUCAGGAACACGACCAUUUCAUACAGAAUAUGGGGCAUGCUGCUUCCUUGUGCCUACAGAGAGAUCCAGAAUCCAGACCCCCGAUGUCAAAGGUACUUAAACUACUUGAAGGAGGAGAUUUGGUUGUACCUAUAGUUCUGGACUUGAACUCAGUUGGCAGUAGAAGUGGUCAUCUACAUGGUCUGAGCUCGUACACACCACCUGAAGCAAGGGGAGGCCACUCUCGUCGACUUUCACACUAAAAGUAAUUUAGAUUCUUUUGUGUGAAUUAUUUCUGCAACUAUUAUUUAAUUUCACAGGUACGAGUGUUUUACAUUUACAAUUUUCUUUAAAUGUUGCAUGUUCUUCCUUUUUUUGUUUCUUUUUAAAAUGCAGUCAUUCAUGUCCAUGUUUUCUAUUGCCUUUUCCCAUCGUGUAAAUCCUUUUCAAAAUCAACAGAUAGAACAUUAAUGUCAGUUCCAUUAUUUUUU
Messenger RNA from Tripterygium wilfordii, 2557 nucleotides. RefSeq names its product inactive protein kinase SELMODRAFT_444075-like. Bases 161 to 2329 code for a protein of 722 amino acids. The record is from RefSeq and is a predicted model, not a curated record. Gene Ontology annotation, biological process: protein phosphorylation. The transcript has 8 exons. Gene Ontology annotation, molecular function: ATP binding; protein kinase activity. NCBI's taxonomy places the organism in Eukaryota, Viridiplantae, Streptophyta, Magnoliopsida, Celastrales, Celastraceae.